CCGAAAGAAGAUUUAUACUACACUGGAUGACAAUUAGGCUCCACUACUGAUUAAGUUAGUUGCUUACUGGUCUCAUCAGGACAGCUUGUCACAUGAGUAUAGUUAUGGGGUUCAUAACAAACUUCAUUAACUACUGCAUUAGUGUGUUUCAUCUCGUUUUGUGUAUAUAUAUAUUUGCAGGCACACUUAUAUAAACAAGCUCACAACGUCCUGUUAGACCAGAACACUUCUCUUGCGGAAAAUUCCUUAGAAGACUCCAAGGGAUACUCCAAUGGAGAUGAAGUGCUUGCUGUUCUUGGUUCUCUUCAUUCUGCUAGGAACACAUGGUGGGGAAGCUCAGCCGCUCGUGCCGGGGGUCAUGACGUUCGGUGAUUCAUCGGUCGACGUGGGUAACAACGAUUACCUCCACACCAUCAUCAAGGCAAACUUUCCUCCCUAUGGAAGGGACUUCAAGAACGGCGCAGCCACAGGGAGGUUCUGCAAUGGCAAGCUGGCUACUGAUAUCACUGCUGAGACGUUGGGGUUUGAAAGCUACGCACCUGCAUAUCUUAGCCCAGAGGCUUCAGGGAAGAACCUUCUGAUUGGAGCCAACUUUGCAUCUGCAGGAUCUGGGUACUAUGACCACACUGCACUUCUGUAUCAUGCUAUUCCUUUGUCCCAACAACUGGAGUACUUCAAGGAGUACCAAUCUAAGCUGGCAGCCGUGGCCGGAAGCAGCCAGGCCCAGUCGAUCAUCAACGGAUCGUUGUACAUCAUCAGUGCCGGUGCCAGUGACUUCGUCCAGAAUUACUACAUCAAUCCGUUCCUCUUCAAGACUCAGACCGCCGACCAGUUCUCGGACCGCCUCGUCGGCAUCUUCAGAAACACCGUGGCACAACUCUACGGCAUGGGAGCACGGCGCAUCGGCGUGACAUCGCUGCCGCCGCUGGGCUGCCUCCCGGCGGCGAUCACGCUGUUCGGGUACGGCAGCAGCGGGUGCGUCUCGAGGCUCAACAGCGACGCCGAGAACUUCAACAGGAAGAUGAACUACACCGUCGACUCGCUGUCGAAGACGUACUCCGACCUCAAGAUCGCCGUGUUCGACAUCUACACGCCCCUCUACGACCUCGUCACCUCUCCUCAAUCACAAGGAUUCACGGAGGCGAGGAGGGGAUGCUGCGGGACGGGGACGGUGGAGACGACGGUGCUGCUGUGCAACCCCAAGUCGAUCGGCACCUGCCCGAACGCGACGACGUACGUGUUCUGGGACGCCGUCCACCCGUCGGAGGCGGCGAACCAGGUGCUCGCCGACUCCCUCCUCGCCGAGGGCAUCAACCUGGUCACAUAGAUCGGCUGAAGCUGGCUCAGUGGCUCUGCAUGGCUUCGUCAGCUAGCCAGCAGUGCUGCUGCUGCAUGUAGAUGAAGAUGACAGCACAGGCUUCAAACUCAACCUGUGGAUUAAAUCAAAGUAAUAAUAAUAUAAUAAUGCUUGCUGGGUUGGUUGGCAGUGACAGUUUCUAAGUGUGUUUGAUGUGGAGGGUGUUUCAGGUUGUGGGGUUGUGUCAUGCCAGCAGCUCAAGCAGCAUGGAGGGGAGAUGUAUUUGUUCUAUACUUUUACUUUUAUACACAACUCAAAACAAUUAGGUGCUGAAGCAUUCUGUAUUUAUCCUUUUUAUUUCAA
Messenger RNA from Oryza brachyantha (malo sina), 1660 nucleotides. RefSeq names its product GDSL esterase/lipase APG. The transcript is spliced from 5 exons. Gene Ontology annotation, molecular function: hydrolase activity, acting on ester bonds. Gene Ontology annotation, cellular component: apoplast. The record is from RefSeq and is a predicted model, not a curated record. Lineage: Eukaryota; Viridiplantae; Streptophyta; Magnoliopsida; Poales; Poaceae. Bases 272 to 1327 code for a protein of 351 amino acids.